UUUGCUUAUGUGGUCUGCAGGACGAAGGAUGAAGAAAACAUGGUGAUGUUACGAGUUUGGGGACGAUGCUAACCUUUCUGGAGACGGUGCGACUGGACAAAACCCCUUGUCAGAGUUAUUCAUGGCGUCGGCCUGCUGUCUUUGAACGAUGCACGCCACUGUUUUUGGAUCCCGCUGGCACUUUAUGAUGAGAAGGGAGGUCUGGAGCCGAGAGAUCGAGGAUAACGGAUCACAGCUGACAGGCGGAUCGACCGCUGGACCUGGUAAACACACGGUCGCAUGUUAUGUGUCACGGUCGGGUCUCGUGUGGUCUGAAAGCUAACUGUUGCGGGAGGUUAGUCAGUCUGAGCUGAAGACAGGUGGGCCAGAGGUGGGAAAUGGCACCGCGCUGCUCCAAAUUCAUCCGCUUGAGCGAAGGAGGAUAGCCCCUUCAGGCGAAAUAUCCUCAGAGAAAACACUGUGUGGUAAACGUUGUUUUAACAUUUACUACAUCUGACUCUUAAACAGGACCAACGCAGGUCUUGCUGGCUCGCACAGCGUUAUUAUUGUUGUUCCAUCACUUUGCAGAAAUGUCCUUCACAAUGGAGGAUAAUUUGGAGUCGGGGUGGGUGGCUGUUCGCCCGAAUGCGUUUGAGGAGAAAGAAAAGCAUAAAUUCGUUUUUAUCGUCGCCUGGAAUGAAGUGGAGGAUAAAUUUGCCAUAACGUGUCAUAACAGGACGGUGCAGAGGAGAAGCUUUGGUAGGGACGCUCCGGUGGAGGCGACCAGCCAGGAAGGGGACAAAACAAAAUGGCCCGAGAGUCCCGUCAGGGAUAAAGUAUGUAGGAGCCCCAGCAAAGCAACCAGGGAGGCUGUGGUUAAAGGCUACAGUUCUAAAACUAAGUCUGGGAUAGCAACAAAACCAAGUCCUAUCAAAGCUGUGAUUAAAACUGCAGCAUCCCCCGCUAGUCCUGACACUGAAGGGUUAAAAUCACUAAGAGGGGACCAACUGACCCCCUCUCUGGACAGCUUGGACCUGGAGGAACUGGAUAGUCUGAGCAGGGAUGACUGCAGCUGGGCCGGACUGUUCUCCUUCCAGGACCUCCGGGCGAUCCACCAGCAGCUGUGCUCGGUGAACUCGGACCUGGAGCCCUGCCUCCCGGUCUUUCCGGAGGAACCAGCCGGGAUGUGGACGGUGCUAUUCGGGCCGACGGAAGUAUGCGAGACAGAAAUGGAUGAGCUUUGCUACAGUUUACAGGUGUACCUAGGCCAUGCGCUCGAUACGUGUGGGUGGAAGAUCCUUUCGCAGGUUGUGUUCACGGAAAACGACGACCCAGACGAGUACUAUGAGAGCCUGAGCGAGCUGAGGCAGUCCGGGUACGAAGAGGCGCUCAACCGUGCAACAAAACAUCUGCAGGAGCUGCUGGAGAAGCACAAGAUCAUGGACAGUAUGGUGGAGCUGCUGGAGCUAUAUGAGGAGGAAGAUCAGGCCUAUGGAGGCCUGCUGGAGGCGUCCACACAGCUGUACCAGUACCUGCUGCAGCCCUUCAGAGACAUGAGGGAACUAGCAAUGCUGCGCAGACAGCAGAUCAAGAUUUCCAUGGAGAAUGACUACUUGGGCCCAAGGCGGAUUGAAGCUCUAAAAAAGGAGGACUUUGACUGGCAGAAGAAAGCUCAGGAGGCAGUCCUCAACAUCCAGGAGUUUACUGUAAAAUACUUUGAGAUCACUGCCAGAGCCCAGAAAGGGGUGUAUGAGCGUAUGAAGGUUGACCAGCGUAAGUUUGGUAAAUCGUCAUGGACAGCUGCGGUGGAGCGCAUGGAGAGACUCCGCUACUCUGUCGCCAAGGAAACUCUGCAGCUGCAGAGAGCUAGGGAGAUCUGUCUGGAGCAGAGGAAACACACCCUUCGAGAGGAGAUGCAGGGUCUGUGCAGCAGUGAGGAUGCCAUGGCGCGCUUAGACCACAUGGAGACACAGUACUAUGAGCUCCAGCUCCAACUGUAUGACAUCCAGGCAGAGAUACUACAGUGUGAAGAGCUUCUCCUCACCGCUCAACUAGAGAGCAUUCGCAGACAGAUGACCGAACGUCAGGAUGAGGUGGUGUACUAUGACACCUUUGAAAGUGCAGAUGAUAUAACAGAGGAUGAUACUGCAGAGAGGGAAGAGCUGCGCAGACUUCGGGUCAGCGCUCGACAGCUAGAGGCAAGAAGGGGGCGCAUCACUGCCAAGCGCUCCUAUCUGAGGAACAAGAGGGAGAUCUGUGUAUUCAAUCACACUCAGAAACAGCAGAAACGCCAAACUACCCACAAGGACUCCAUAUCCCACCAGGUCUUACAGCUGAAAAAUGAAGAAGAAGACGAGGAAAGGAAGAAUAGCAGAGUUAGUCAGGAGAGACAGAGAACUUUGGACAGACUACGCACUUUCAAGCAGCGGUACCCAGGUCAGGUGAUUCUGAAGUCCACUCGACUACGUGUUUCCUACACCAGAAGAAGAGAGCGCGGAAGGAGCAUGGAAAUGAGUAGCGUGAGUGAGAGGGAGGAGCGUGUGGACUCUGUUUGUGUCCAGACGCAGGGCCAGCCGCUGUGUCUCAGCACCAGCGUGCAGACGGAUCCCAGCCCCAGCUCCACGCUCACCACUCAGCCCGUCACGGCCCUCACAGCAUCCCUUCCUCCGCUGCCUGUGCCCAGUCCUGCAGACUCCUCCUGCUCUCCCUGCUCCCUGUCCUCACUACUGGCAUCCCCCAUUUCCCCUCCUCCUCCACCUCCCCCUCCACCUUUGCCAACAAAGGAGGAGUUGUCGCCUUCUGGGAGCCCAGGUCGGCAUGGGCAGAAUGUUGAGGGGAAGAGUGCAGCAAAAGUGCGCUCCCUUUCCCCACUCGGUCCAUUCAUCCCUCGCUUCUUUGACAGCAGCCAACUGGUGAGCGCCCGGAAAAAGUUGAGGAAGACUCCAGAGUUUGACUCCCACACUAGAAGAGUGAGCUCACCCAUGGACGAGGUGCUAGCCUCCCUGAAGAGAGGCAGCUUCCAGCUGAGAAAGGUCGACCAGCGGUCCCUGCCUCCUACCAAGGGUGAAGAUGACCCCAACAGCAUCCUGGUUCAGAUUCGCAAGGGGGUCAAACUGAGGCGCGUACCCAGGAAAGAGAGAAAGGACCAGGGAGAACUCCCGGCUUCCACCGACCCCCUGACCAGGAGCAUCCAUGAAGCACUGCGCCGCAUCAAGGAGGCCUCACCAGAGUCUGACUCAGAUGACGACGGGCUGGCUGGUCCUGACUGGGACAGCUAGGAUUCAAGGCUCAAACUCAACAAAUAAUACACAUACAGAUUCCUGCACCCGGCACUGCACACACUGUACUGUACUGCACUAUACUGUACACACACGCAAACACGUACAGACAUUCACACUCAAGCACACACAGCCCAGUCACACAUGUACCUAGUGACUAUGCCAGGGCCUGAAUCAUACCGAAUAUCACUAACUCACCACAUGCUGCAAGGUCAAGCUGUUCAUUUGUUUUUCACACUAUAUUCACAUCAUGAAGGACACUAUUUGUGUUUUUAUUGCUACUUUAUGUCACUGUGUUUUUUUUCCUGUAAUCAGACUGUAAUAAUGCCAUGUUUGUUGUGCUAUUUUUGUUAUUUUUCAGUUGUACUAUUGAAUAGCUCUGCACUGGCCCUUUGUUGGCUACAUUACAGUUACAUUCAGAAACAGCACAUAACACAUUUAACACCAACACACUGCAGUGGCAGUUAUUUGUCAGACUGAAAACCUCAAACGCUAAGCUGUUAGUACUGUGAGGUGUGUGACUUUUUUUCCCACUCAAAAUGCGAAACUAUAACUGUAACAAAAAUAUAUAAUGGGUAUGGUUGAAAAUGUGAGGUGAUCUGGGAGAUUAAAAUACAAAUAUAUACUCCCACUGAGAUUUGAACUGGAUUUACGGUCCAGAUUGUAAACCAUUACACUAUCAAACAUCACCUCUGCUCACACUCUCUUCUAUUUUUACUCAACCAGUAUAACAUGACUGAGCCCCACUAUACAGUACAGCUGGUUUUGUCCUGUCACAUAGUAGUAGUGUCAGAAAGUAUGAGGACCACUACUUGUCUAAUCUGACACUGUAGAUCCGUGCCCCUCCCCCGCUCUCGUCCUCUUCCGGCCUUCACUACCCCCAGCUCUCACCCCCUCUCUGGGUGAGGAAACAUGUAUUGACCCAUCUGUUCGACCGCAACAUAUGGUCAGACUGGGAGAUAUGGAAAGUCACAAUAGGUUUAUCAUUCGGUGCCGCAUCUAACAACAUCUCUGAGCAGAAGCUGGCCACCUAUAAUAGGAGGGGAUUAGAGGAAGGGUCAUCUGCAGAACUGCAGUUUCUUUAGGGAGGUGGAGGUCAUGGUUGGUGUCGGUACUAUUUGUAAAGUGUGAGCAAACUUCUUAUGUGGGAUAGUCAUGGCAUAGCUGUGAAACUGGUCGCGCAUGUUUGAAUGAUGGCUGGUUUGUGGGAGGCUAGAUUCUCUCUGCGCUGUAGGGAGUCACUGUGGGUUGUGGAGCAGGCGGUCGUGAUCGAUGCGGUUUCUCCUGCCAUCUUAUUCACGUUCUCUCCUCUUCUCUAUUGCAUAUUUACUCAUUUUUUUCUCUGCACUCAGUGGGCAGAAGCACACAGUAGGAGGUCUGUUACUCACUGUGCUGGUAACCAUGCUCAUGCACACAUGGACUCGCACACUAAACUCACAGCCAACAUGUGCAGGAACAUUUUCGUGGCAAAGUGAAUCCACAGCCUCUACUCAUGAGAAAUGGUUUCAGCACUUUCAUGAUACAUAGUACACAUUCUGAAUCACUCUAUCUGUACAGUAACAACUUUUUUUUUAAUCACUUGUGAAAUAUUAUAGCUGUAGUAGAUGAGUAAGUUUAAAAGCACUAAACAACAUGUGGAACUGGACCUACAGAAGUGUGAUGGAAGGACAGUAUGAGAAGACCAGUGAGAUGCUUAGCAGCACAGUAAUUCACGCAAACAUACAUGUUGACAUGAAGCAGAAAGGUGUGGAUUCAUGAACUAAGCUCGGCGUCUGGAUCGUGCUCAGCAUGCAUUGUCCUAAACAGCUAUGUUGCAAAGAUUUGUGCUUUUCCUCUUGUUCUUGUGUUGAGUGCCAUUCAUCAUGAAGCAGCCAUUAAUUUAGAAAGUACAGGCAUGGAACUAUAUGUCACAUAAUACAGCAUGAAAAUAGCUCAGUGCUAAAGAGAAUUUAUUAUUUUCCUGGCAGAGUAAACGCAAUUUGACAUUUCUUCUGUCAUUGUCAGCACAACAUUCUUCCCUGGUACCCUCAUCAUGUAGCAUGAGACAAUGAUCUAACCCUGAACCUUAACCCUAAACUUAAACCUAACCCAGACCAUACCUGACUUAAUGUCGAUAAAACUGACCAGGGCAGAGUUUCCCAAAAUAUGUUGGCACUAAGGUUUAAGCUGCUCCACUGAACAAUGACCAACAAUGUGCUAAAAAUGUUUGGGAAACUCAACUAUUUAUCUGCUGACUGACCUUCGAAACACACUGUCAUAUGUUUUACAGUAUCCUUUAUCUAUAAAUAAUCUUAACACAGCUUGUUUGUCAGCUAACUGCAAUUUUACAUUGCAUUUCAAUGCUUAGUUUGUAUCCCGUUUUUUCCAAAGCACUUCCGGGCCAAAUCAUUUUAUGUUUUGGCUUCUGAAAAUUUCCUUUGUAGACCUGUUACUAACACAGGUUAACUAUAUAAUCCGUUGUCAGUCACUUGAGAAGUGCAAUAUCAAUAUAGAGAAAUACAAGAACAGAGAUGAAACAAGUUAUAUGGGUGAUAAUGAGUUCAGAUGGAUUGCCUACUACAACAACAGACUUAUUAAAUGUUGCAGUUGUGUUUACACAGUAGUGUGUAGCCACUGUUCCAAGAAUAACUUUUUGCCUUUAGUCCUAUCAUUUUCAUUUAUUCAGACCUUUUUUUCUUUACAACCUUGCCCCUACAUUUGAAUAAAACCUUGUGAAGCAAA
Molecule: messenger RNA, 5978 nt
Organism: Micropterus salmoides (largemouth bass)
Lineage: Eukaryota; Metazoa; Chordata; Actinopteri; Centrarchiformes; Centrarchidae
Product: junction-mediating and -regulatory protein-like
Exons: 10
Coding region: 570-3257 (895 amino acids)
Biological process (GO): Arp2/3 complex-mediated actin nucleation; 'de novo' actin filament nucleation; positive regulation of apoptotic process
Cellular component (GO): nucleus; cytoplasm
Molecular function (GO): transcription coactivator activity; Arp2/3 complex binding
Source: RefSeq, a predicted model, not a curated record